CUGAUAUUCCCUCUAAAGUUAGUCCCGUUAAUUAUGGACCAAAAUCCAGUUGUUGAACAAGAAAACUUAGCUGACCCUGAAACUAAGGAUUUAUCUGCACCUGCUCCAGCUCAGCCAGAUAAUGUAGAAAUGGCUCCUCAAGAGGAGAGCAAAGUGGCCCAAGAACCAUCUCUCGAAGAAGAGAAGACAGUUCCUCAGACACCUGCUGUUGAAGAAGAAAAGAAGAUUAUUCCAGAACCUCCUGAAGAAGUUAGCAAACAAGAUGAAACUAUUAGAAGAUUGAUGAUUUAUAAAAUAGAACUGAACAACUUCAAAUCUUAUGCUGGUAAAAAAGAAAUAGGACCUUUACACAAGUGAUUCUCAACAGUAGUAGGCCCUAAUGGAUCAGGCAAAUCAAACUUGAUUGAAAGCUUACUAUUCGUAUUCGGUUACAGAAUGAAAAAGCUCAGAUCUGAUAAAAUCUCCAGUAUUAUCCAUAGGUCAGAGAGCAAGCCUCAUGUUCAAUAUGCUUCAGUGUCGAUAUAUUUCCAAGAGAUCAUUGAUUUUAUUAAUGAUGAGAGUAAGUAUGAGCCUAUCAGAAAUACCCAGUUUGUUAUCAGUAGAAUCGGGUUUAGAGAUAACAAGUCUAAGUACUAUUUUAACAACGAAGAAUGUCUUCUAUCUGAUGUAGCAAGAAUUCUCAAGGAGAAAGGCAUAGACCUCCAGCAUAACAGAUUCCUGAUCUUGCAAGGAGAGGUAGAGAUGAUUGCUCAAAUGAGACCAAAAGGAAUGACACCCAAAGAGACAGGAUUUUUAGAAUUCCUCGAAGAAAUCAUCGGAAGCCAUAAAUAUGUUAACCAAAUCGAACAUUUCUCUUCUAAAAUAGAAGAAUGUAGCGAACAAAGAGUUGAUAGGGUGAAUACUCUCAAACAAAUCGAGAGUGGGGUCAAAUCUGUUGAAAAAGAGAAGAACUUUGCCAUUUCUUACAUCAGAAGCGAAGAGAGGUACUACAAGUUGAGGCAUAUCUUCCUCUGCUCUGAGAAAGGAGAGUACAGCAUCCUCAAGGAUAAAGUAAGCAUUAAGAUAAAUGAGACCCAGCAUGAACUAGAGUCUAUAGAAGCUGAAGUCAAAAAGAAAACAGAUGAUUACAAGAACCUUGUUACAGACAUUAAGAAAAUUAUGGAAGAAUUCAAGGUAUGUGAUCGUGAGUGAAUCAAACUUGACGACCAAUUUAGAGAGUACGAAAGAGAGGAUAUUAAGAAACGACAGGAUGUUAGUCAUUACACUGAACUCCAAGCUAAGACCAAAGCUGAGAUCGAGCGUUUAGAGGAAAAGAAAGAGGCAGCUGAGAACUCUCUUAAGGAACUAAAGAUCCAACUCCCCACUCUUGAAGAAGAAUGGAAAGAAUUAGCCAAAGAAAAGGAUGCCAAGAAGGAAGUAUUAAUGGAAAUUGAGAAGACAAUUGAAGCUGAAACUAAAGGCCUUAGAGACCAGAAAAUGAAACUGGAAGAACAACUCAGACCUAAAGAGAUUGAAUACAACAAAGUUAAUGAAGAGAAAGCUGCUUUCAAGAUAGAACUUGAUACUAUCCAGAAGAGACGAAGAGGCUACACUGAUGAGAAAGAAAGAGUGGAAAUCAGAAUCAAAGAAGUCUCUAAGAAAGUCUCUGAAAUUCAAAAUUCUAUGGAGAAGAUCACUACUGAAGAGAAGAGAAAUCUUGACCAGAUUUCAUCACUAAAAGAAGAAGAGAAAUCUCUUACGAUUACAUCCAGAAAAAUUGAGGAGAAAAUCAACAAGAAAAAGGAAAUCAUUGAGGUUGCUAAAAAUUGUAUUGAGGGUCAAAAGACGAACUCCAGACUUGUAGAGAAGUUAUUUGAGGGGCAAAGGAAAGGAAAACUUAGAGGUAUUAAAGGGAGACUAGGCAACCUCGGCUCAAUAGACUCAAAAUAUGACAUCGCAAUCUCAACAUGAUGAAGCUUAUUAGACUCUAUUGUUGUUGAAACUGUUGAUGACGGUACACUUUGUAUGGAAUACCUUAGAGCACAUCAGAUAGGUAAAGCUAAUUUCCUAUGUCUUGAUAGGAUCAAAGAAAAGAAUAGAGCUUUGAUGAAAAGAGAGUUUCAAGCCCCAGAAAAUUCUAAAAGGAUAUUCAACCUUGUACAUACAAAAGAUGAAUACAAGGAAGCAUUUUAUUUUGCUCUGAAAAAUACUCUUGUGUGCCCAAAUUUAGAGACAGCCACUAAAUUAGGCUAUAAAGGCAGUCAGAGGUACAGAGUUGUCAGCCUUGAAGGAGAACUUAUUGAAUUAUCAGGGACUCUUUCAGGAGGAGGAAGGCCAAGAAAAGGUAUGAUGAGACUCAAGCAAUCUGAUGAAAUUGAAAAACUCAACCUCGAAUAUACUAAUGAACAAAUAGAGAGAUUUGAAAGAGAAUUAUAUGAACUCAAGAAGGAGUACAAACAAUUCAGGUAUCAAAUAUCAUCCUGACUCGAUCAGAUCAGUAUCUGUGAAGACAAGAUUGAUAAGAGAGAGUUCGAGCUUGCUAAGGCUAAAGAUGAGAUCAACCUCAAAACAUUCAACGCCGAGAUUGAAAAGCUAAAAGCUUCAGUAAAGAACUACGAAGAACUUCUUGAAAACCCCGAAGAGCUUUCAAAACUUGAAACCCUAGAAAGCUCUAUAAAAUCUCGAGACGAGACUUUAAGAGAGAUUUACCCAGAAAUGUCCAAAAUAAAAGAGAAAAUUGCUGAGAAAGAGAAUGAAAUAAUGGAAGUUGGAGGGGAGAAUUACAAGAAAGUCAAAGAGGAGUUCCUCAUCAUCUCUGAUAAAGAAGAGAAGAAGCAAACUCUAAUCAACAGGACAAAGGGUAACAUUGAAUACACCACAUCUGAUUUAUCCAAAGCAAAGAGUGAACUGGUCGAGAACAGUCAGAAAAUCAAAACCAUUGCCGAAAACCUAGAGAAACUUAACGCUGAGUUGACUGUUAUGGAUAAGAAAGCAGCCAUCAUUCUUGCUGAUUUCAAUGAAGCCAAGAAGAAAAAAGAGAAAAUCAACGGGACCUUGGAAGACCAUAAACAUGAAUUUGACGAAAAGAAGAGAGCUCUUGAGAAGCUUGAGACUGAGAAGAGAGAGAUGAAUGAUAAAUGCAAUGACUUAAUUCAGAAAAAGCGGAGAUAUAUAGAGGCUAUGCAGACUAAAGAUGAUAAAAUCAAGGAAAAUAUCAAGGAAUAUAAGAGAAUCAAGAUUGAUUAUACCUUCUAUCCUUAUCUUGAAGAUCUUCAGAGAGGGGAUCUCCCAGAAAAAUUACUGAAUCAAGAGGAUCCACCCAGGCAGCCUAGAGAGGAUAGAAAAGAACCUGAGCCGGAAGAACUAAAGGCUCCUGACAAAAGAGGUAUCAUGUCAUGGGACUACUAUGUCAAUCAUUGAGAAUUUGGCCAAAUAUUGUCAACCUCUCAGUGUGAACACAUUGCUGAAUCUAGGCGCGAGAUUGCCGAAACUCUGAAAUUCUGAGAACAAGAGAUACAAAAGAUGAGACCAAAUAUCCAAUCGAUAGAUGAGUACAUCAUUAAACUUAAGAAGUUCAAGAAUUAUGAGAAAGAUCUUAAUCAGGUUGAAGAUAUGGAAAGGGAGAUGAGAGCAAACCACGAAAUGCUCAGGAAGAGAAGAUAUGAUGAAUUCAUGAAGGGAUUCGAUAUUAUAUCAAAAGAACUUAAAUCUAUGUAUCAAUGCAUUACAAUGGGAGGUGAUGCCGAGCUUGAAUUAGUUGAUCAUCUUGAUCCUUUCUCAGAAGGGAUCAAUUUUUCAGUAAGGCCUUUAAAGAAAACAUGGAAGCAGAUCUCAAAACUAUCAGGAGGAGAGAAAACUUUGAGCUCACUAAGCUUAAUCUUUGCCUUACAUCAGUUUAAGCCAACUCCUUUAUACUUCAUGGAUGAGAUUGAUGCAGCCUUGGAUUACAAAAAUGUAGCCAUUGUAGCAAACUACAUCAAGAAAAAAGCAAGAAAUGCCCAAUUCCUCAUCAUUUCCCUUCGUCAGAACAUGUUUGAACUAGCUAACAAGAUGCUCCUAGAAGGAUCCAGAAGCAUUUCCUCAAAGAGAAGUCCAAAAGAGAGAAUGCACAGAAAGAAGCUAGAAUUAAUGAGGAUUCCAAGAAGCUAGUCCAAGAGAUCCAGUCUGCUGUAGAUACCUCCCAACAUGUUCAUCAAAGUCGUA
Moneuplotes crassus is the source of this 4182-nucleotide messenger RNA. The record is from the annotation of a GenBank genome assembly. NCBI's taxonomy places the organism in Eukaryota, Ciliophora, Spirotrichea, Euplotida, Euplotidae.